GUGCCUAAAAUUGAUGAUGAUGACCCAUUCAGCCUCCCCUUGGACCCUGACCUUGAGUCUCUGUACACUGAGUGGUCAGACUGGACAGCAUGUACUCAGUCUUGUGGAGGUGGAAGAAGGCAAAGAAAACGUGGAUGCAAGAAUAAGAAAACUGUCUGUAAGGGGGAGACAAUGCCUGUGCAGUUCUGUAAUCCUGACCCGUGUCCAGUUGCUGGUGGCUGGGGGUCCUGGAUGAGCUGGAGUCCCUGCAGUGUCACAUGUGGAACUGGUGAAAACGAGCGAUAUCGCCCCUGUAACAAUCCCCUGCCUUUAUAUGGUGGCUCCUGUUCUGGUAUCAAUGUGGAGUCUCGGAGCUGUACAUUCACAAAAUGCAAGAGCCUUAGCUCUCGUUUUUUUGGUCCAUGGACACUGUGGUCGGAUUGCAGUGCUACAUGCGGUGGUGGUACAAGAACAAGGCACAGAUCCAUCUACUACGUCAGACAAAGAACAGAGAAGGUCAUCUGCAAUGCUAUUCCUUGCCAAGAAAAUGGCAUGUGGGCGGCUUGGGGCGGCUGGUCUCAGUGCAGCUUGCCGUGUGGGCUGGGAAUGACCUUUAGGGAUCGAACCUGCACCGAUCCUGCACCAGUGUAUGGUGGUGAACCUUGCGAAGGACAGGGAUCAGAAGUUCAAACCUGUUUUGGAGGUCCUUGUGUUGAUGAAGAUGACUAUGGUGUGCUGUUUCGUGGAGCUGGCUAUCUACAGUAUGCUAAACGAGGCACAACCACCGGCUUUCUUAUGGUUUUCAUGAGGGUGAAGUUGAUACAAGAAAGAGGGACCUUGUUUCACCAUACCGAUGACUGUGGUGGCUCUGGAAUCGACGACUGUGAUUUGAGCAUUAUGCUUGGUAUGGCUGGUAGAAGUGUACACCUGGCAAUUAAAACCCCCACCUUGAAGGAGCCAACGAAAAUAAUAUCUACCACUGAAGUUGAAUUGGACAAGUGGCUGGACAUUUUUGUGAUAGUGACAGUGAGCUGGGCUGGCAUGCGUUUAAAUGAUGAGGGGCAAAUCGUGCGGAGGUUUCCAGUUCGGCUGAAGGAAGGUCUCAGUUUUGAUGGUGAUUUCAUGGUUGGGGCUAACAGGUUUAAACAAGAUGGUAUUCAUGGCGUCAUUGCAGUCCUCAGGAAAAACUUUAAAGUUCUGAUCUUAUUCAACAUGAAAUCUUGGUCUGGCUAUGGAGCCCCUUCUGACAGUAACAAUGUCGAUAAAAUCCAGCUACCGCUAGAUGCUAGGCACCCUAAUUUCAAGGGCAAAUAUUAUUCUCAUAUUUUCUUUCGCAAGUCAACUUACCUGCAAGUGUUAAUCAUCUUUUACCUGACUGGCUUUAAUGGAUUGUUGUUUUUCAAUGGUGGGAUGGAAACCAACUCCUCUGUGGCUGUUACCGUGAAGGAUGGGGCCCUAGAAUUUUGUCUCAACUGUGGCGAGAAGCCACUGUGCCGUAAAGCUUAUGAAUUAAAGACAGAUCAGUGGUAUUUCCUCAAAGUGUCAGCCACUGGAAAUGAGGGGCAAAUAAGAAUGAAUGAUGGAGACGCCAUGCAGAUCAUGUGCCCUGCUGGGGAUAGAUAUGUGCCUAGAAGUUCCAUUUACGUCGGUGGUGCUGGACAGCUUGAUUGGGCAAUAAUUAAUGAACUGACUAAAAACAAUAUUUUCUUCCAAGGAAUGAUUGAUAAUUUUAUUGUGAAUGAUAAAUCUGUGACUUACAAAAUGGCAAGUCUUAUUGAUGGCGAAGGUUGGACCAACACACUUGGGUACAGCCUUGCAGACCAUGUUUCAGAAGUGUAUGAGAAUGAAAGGGCUACAACAACUUUGCGGUGUGGCGUGCCAGAGAGAACCACGCACUCUCAGCUUGUCAGAAUGGUUUGGCUUCAAGAUAUGAAACGAGUUGUAUCCAGCCCUGGCACCGAUAUCUCAGAUUCA
Candidula unifasciata is the source of this 1953-nucleotide messenger RNA. The record is from the annotation of a GenBank genome assembly. Lineage: Eukaryota; Metazoa; Mollusca; Gastropoda; Stylommatophora; Geomitridae.